AUGAAAAUUCUGGCACUUGCCCUGAUGGAGAUGAGUAACUGUCCAUAUGCUCACCGCAACGCAGGUGACACCGAGCGACGUUACCACCCCCGCUACUUUAAGACCGGAAAUUGUAUCUACGAAACCACCGAGAUCGGUGCCUGUGUUAAAAACGGACUCCAUUGUGCCUUCGCUCAUGGACCCGAUGAUCUGCGACUGCCUGUCUACGAUAUCCGCGAAGUUCAAGACGCCACGUCCUCUAAGGUGACGGUGAAUCUGCCCGCUAGUUUGGAGAAGGAACGCGUUCUCAGUGAGGAUCCCACUUGGAAUGACAUGCUCCACGUGAUGGCGCGCUACAAGACGGAGUCGUGUCGCAAACCCCCACGGAUGUGUCGUCAGGGCUACUCGUGCCCCUACUACCACAACGGCAAGGACAAGCGCCGGAUGCCCGACCGCUGCUACUACCGCAGCACCCCGUGUCCGGUGGUGCGCCCCGCCGACGAGUGGCUAGACAGCUCCCUCUGCGAAGCCGGCGACUCCUGCACCUACUGCCACACCCGAACUGAACAGCAGUUCCACCCUGAGAUUUACAAGUCCACGAAGUGCAACGACGUGCUUAGCUCAGGCUAUUGCCCGCGCGGACCGUUUUGUGCGUUUGCGCACUCCGACAGCGAGAUGACCCUGGGUCGCAAUUUCAUCCAAAGCGCCGCCACCCAGCAGCAGGCUGGUUUGCCGCCGUCGUCGUCGUCGCGGCAGCAAAACGCCUCGCCCGUCUCGUCGUCCACCUCGGCGUCGUCGUCGGGUAUCUUCUCCCCGGCGAUUCGACCGCUCCAGUGCCCCUCUAGGGUGUCGCCUGCGUCAGCGGCGGCGGUUCCACCAGUCGGAGGCCUCUACGCCACGCAAACCUACCCCUCCAGUAAGCCCUCCCUCCCCUUCCCCCCUUCCCAACUCACCAUCUGCCUUUUCGAUCACUUUCAUCCACACCAAAAUGCCUCCACCUCACGCUUUGCGUCAUUACGCAGCCUCAAGCUAAGGAUGCGUCAUCGCAGUGGCGGGACCGAGGGUCUGGGUGUUACCGCAAGUCCAUUCGACCAGUCCGAGAGCACCCCGCCGCCGCUGUCGCUGUCUCAGCCGUCAGUGAUCUCCGCCUUCCCCAUUUUCUCACCCGCCGGAUUCGGACGCAGUGGCUUCGUCGGGCAGCAGACGUCCAUGUUGUCCUCCUCCUCCACCACCACCACUGCCACCACCAAGUCCCCUCCGUUCGCCUCCACAACCGAUCCAAUUCAGCCGCGGACUACCGCAGCCCAACAAUCACGCAAGAAGCUUCCCGCAGACACCUCCAAGUUCUCGCGCAUGCGCUUGGAAAGCGCUGGCGCGUUGUUGGAAAAUUAUGCUCGCGGUCUUGCCGUCACCACACCAACCACAACACAACAGCAGCAGCAGUUGCUGCAGUCCCAACUUCUGCAAUCACAGCAACGCAGUACCGGUCGAUGCCUCACCAAAGUUCAACCACGUCAGCCGGCCCAGUCACCGACGGUAGCGUCGACACCAACGACGUCUGCGCCGAAGACGCCAACUUCCGCGUUCCAGUCGGCACCGUGGUGGUUUGCUGAUCCACCACAACAAUCCAGAUCUGUAGAAGCAGAACAACACAACCUCGAUAAUGAGUAUCUCAACUCCCUCAUCACAGAUGAACUGCGCACUCAACUAACCAUCAACACGAGCACCGAGGACUUGCACCACCACCAGUUCUUCAAGCUCAACGGUCUCCAAAGUUUGACCCAGUCGCCACUGAGUUGCCUUCUGCGGCAGAUGCAGCUGUCGACCCAGGUGGCGCCGACCAACGUCACCACAAAGCGAGGCUCUGGCCUCUUCGACGACAACCCCAUGGGGGGCGUCAUCUCAUCCCCCCUGAGCAGCCCCCCCGGCGUGACCCUUCCAUCUGGCACCACGACCAGCGCUGCGCCCCUCACGACCUCCUCCGUGAUCGAUCAGCCUCUGGUCGGUUGCCAGUCCGCGCCUGUCUGCAUUCCCACGAACGGCAAUCGUGUCUGCGGCGGUGGCAUCUUCGACCUGCCUUGCAGGUUACUUGUUUUGCUCUAUUUUCUCAAGCCAAAGAGCAUCACUCGCAGAGCCGUUAUCGUGUUACGUGACGUUUGUUGUACCAUCACCACCACUGCCACCACUUGCAGCCUCGUAACCAUGUCUGUUGCUUUCAGCUGUGGUUGCUGCCGAAACCGUGGAGGUCAGGACUCAGCCUUCAACAGUGGCGGCACGCCGACGGUUGUGUGCGAGUUUGGGGCUGUUGGCAGCACCUCACUGCAGUCGGGAACCUCGGAGGGUCAGGACAGCGCGUUGGCGCUCUCCGAGGCCAAGGACGACGAGCCACUCUCUGGAGCCUUCGGUAGCGGUAGCGGCGGCGGUGGAAGUAGUAGCACUGGACUAGGUUCUAUGGUACGUGGUUGUAAAAUCUUCACAGAAACCUUUCCGACCCACUAUCUUAGUGUUUUUUUUUACGGCUGA
Molecule: messenger RNA, 2502 nt
Organism: Mesocestoides corti
Lineage: Eukaryota; Metazoa; Platyhelminthes; Cestoda; Cyclophyllidea; Mesocestoididae
Source: the annotation of a GenBank genome assembly